UAGUUGCUGGUUUGCGUCAGAGAAGCUCAUUCGUUCUACUUGACUCAGUCGAGUCGAACGUGAAAUAUUUCUGCUCUGCGCAAAAGCAUGGGAUUGUUUGUCUCGUCUUAAUUUGACAUUUGCGUAGAGAAAGUUAGUUUUUUUAAGUUGUUCCUUCCUUUUGAAAUCAUCCAUGGAGAAUCUCGUUUCGCGGGCUUUGUUUGUCAUAUUCAUAGUCUCAUGUUGCUGGUCUGCCCCCUUAGAAAAUUCCACAGAGAACUUGGGAGAAUUAAUUAACACAGAUUCAGUAAAGGACUGUAAUUGUAACUGGAGGUAUUUAAAACAUUAUGACGCUAAGAAAUGCCAAGUUACAAAUGUGGACGAUUGUGGGUGCCCUCAAAGCUUUCUUUGUUCAAAUGACAAAUCCACGGAUGAACCCUUAACAGGCUGUGAAUAUGAAAAUAAAUUCUAUCCGGUUGGAUCUAAGAUCACCACUUCAGAUAAUUGUCAAGCUUGCAGAUGCAUUAAUAAGGAAAGACCAAAAAUACAAUGCGUCACAAAGGAGUGCCCCCUCAUCGAUGUCCCUGUACAGAAUGACUGCCAUCUUUUGUAUAAAAAGAACAAGUGUUGCGCGGUUGGAUUCAAAUGCAUUUCUGACGUAGAAGAAGAAAACAAUACUCAUCUAUGUGACUACAACAAUAAGCUCUACCCAGUUGGUUCUAAAAUUUAUCCCGAGGAGGACCCAUGCCUUGUGUGUGAUUGUACCGAUGACUGGAAUGGCAUAAACAAUUCAAGCUGUCGGCAACACGACUGCUUGUUUGAAAAGAAUGGACACCUUUUGGAUGCCGGUUGCAUCCCUGUAUACCACCAAAGCAGAUGUUGUCCCAUAGAAUUCUACUGUCCACAUAAUGAUUUGGCUUAUUCUUCACCUCCAAAUGCCUCAGAAAAUAAAACUGCAGUUGAACUUGAGAGCCAAUGCUUAUUUGCCGAUCGGCUCUACCCGAGAGGUUCUGAACUACCAGUCAACAACAGUUGUGUCGAGUGUAAAUGCGUUACACCCCCGGACUUCACUUGCAUUCACAUGUCAUGUCCCCUCCCACCGAAUGCAGAAAACUGCUAUGCAAAGAAGACGCCAGGAAUUUGCUGUCCCAGCUAUGAGUGCCUUUAUGCAGACGAAGGAAUUAGUGAUUCAUAUGAUGAAUACUGUCCUUCACCUAUGUGUGCUGAUUCAUCUUGUCGUAUAGGAAUCCCACCCGAUUCACUGUGUCCUACAUGCAUCUGCAAUUCAUCAGAAUCAUUGCCCGAGAGAAAUGAACUGGAGCCUAUGGCUGAAAAUUCUGAAGACAUGGAAGCGAAACAAGUUGAAAAAGAUAUUGAAAACGAGCAAGAGUUGGAUAAACUAGGUGAACCAUUAGAGACUUUGGGAAAUGAUAUUCCCAAAUUUGACAAAAUGCAAGAGCAAUUGAAUGAUGAAAAUCCUGAAGUUAAUGAUUUUACAGACAUGGAGGAAGCAUCACAUAUAAAAAGCAACUUCAAUCUUGAAAAUGCAACUGAUUCCAAUGAAGUUAUUGAAAGACUUACCAUGCAAGAGAAUACAAAUAAUGAUGAAACUGCAGAAAUGGAUCUAGAAUUUAAAGAAGAAAGUGAGAGUUCAGAAGCUGAAAGACAGAGAAAUAUGCAUAAGCGAUCGCAAGAAGUGAACCAAUUCCAGCAACAAGAAUCCGGUUGGAAUCUGUUUCCUAACAUUGAAAGAGAAGGAGGUGGUAUGCCUCAAGGUGACGAAGAAUAUGAUGGUGAAAUGCAAAGCUUCAAAGGAGGGAAGCCCGGAUGUUCAGAAAAAGAAGAGAAAAAAAACUUUGAUGUGGGAGUCCCAGAUGGUUGUCCUACUCCAAUGUGUGAAAAUGAAACCUGCAAAAUUGAAAUUCCACCUGGUCACGGUUGUCCAACCUGUGUGUGCAAUGGUACUGGGACCACUGACCCCUGAUUGCAUCAAUGUAUAUAUACCACAUUAUAUGCAUUGUAAUUGAAAUAUGGAAAAAUUCUUUCCUUAUUUUUUGAAUCCAUGUAUACUUACUCAUGUUCAAAGUAUUAUACUAUUUCAUUCAUAUUUUUUUACUAUGAUACAGCAAUCAUUUAGUUGUAUGUUGUUGGUGUUCUUGGUAUGACCUUGAUUUGUAUACAAUUUGAAAAUUAAAACAUACGUUGAACAUAAC
Uloborus diversus is the source of this 2192-nucleotide messenger RNA. RefSeq names its product kielin/chordin-like protein. Bases 173 to 1963 code for a protein of 596 amino acids. NCBI's taxonomy places the organism in Eukaryota, Metazoa, Arthropoda, Arachnida, Araneae, Uloboridae. The transcript is spliced from 14 exons. The record is from RefSeq and is a predicted model, not a curated record.